GCUAUCGGGGAGAAGCUCCGAUAAGGAAAAGCUUCGAUCGGCUUCGGUCAGAGACACUCGUCGCACUCGCGCGCGAUCACUCACCGUGACGCUUGCCAAAGUUAGUCGAGUCGCAGGAAGGGAACAACCGGUCUUUCUUUAUAGAAAAACGGAAAACUAGCCGGCAGCGUGGGAGGAGAAUGUCUAACUAGGAUCGCCGAGUGACAAUCCGUGUAGUGUAGGAAGAAGUCCAGUGCCAAUGGUCGGCCGAUCUGCCAGCUAGUGUAGAAGAGCGAGAUGACAGCCGAGAGACCGCCUGCCGAUUUCCUUUCCUAAUUUCGGAACUUAAAGGCGAUCCCUAGAAAUGACCCGACUGGCCAAGGAAAGGGAGGCGGAGCUCCAGGCCAAGAAAAACGCCGUUCAAAUCGUCAAGCGAAACGACUUGAUCCAGACCGACUCUCUGCCUCUCAAGGUGUACCAUAGGAGGUGGCUCAUCUUGGCCCUCUUCAUGUUCUACGCGGGAGGAAGCACGUUCCAGUGGAUCGAGUACUCGAUAAUAUCGAACAUAGUCUCGAGGUAUUACAACGUGUCGUCCAUAGCCGUCGAUUGGACGGCUCUGUCGUACAUGUUGUACUACGUAGCGCUGAUAUUCCCGGCUUCUUACUUCAUAGAUCGGUUUGGAUUAAGAUGGACCGCGAUCCUAGGCAGCUCUAUAAGCUGCCUGGGAGCCUGGGUGAAGAUCUUCUCCGUAGCACCCGAUAGAUUCUACGUGACGUUUAUUGGACAGUCCCUUGGCGCCAGCUCACAGGUGCUCAUUCUCUCGGUUCCCGGACACCUCGCGGCAUAUUGGUUCGAUGCAGGAGAGCUCUCAACGGCCACGUCGCUUGGGAUUUUUGGAACAUUGGUAGGCGUGUCCGCCGGAUUUUUAAUAACACCGAUUAUCGUCAGAAACCACGAAAACCUGGACGACAUCGGCGAAGACCUGUCGCGACUUUACUGGUACAUCGCCGUCAUAACCACGGUGGGAUUCAUCCUCGUCGUCCUAUUUUUCCAGGAUGAGCCAAAGUUGCCGCCGAGCAAGACGAGAGCCAUUCAGAAGGCCAAUCGAAACGACACCAAGGAGAGCUUCCUUCGGUCCAUGAAACGACUGAUCACCAACAAGAGUUACCUGCUUCUGUGCAACUCGUACGGCAUGAACAUCGGGGCGUUCAACGUCGUUGCCACUUUGCUCAAUCAAAUUUACCUCACACAUUUCGAGAACGGCGAGAAAGACGCAGGUCGCAUCGGAUUAGCAAUCGUAGUCAUGGGGAUGAUGGGAUCCGUCACCUUCGGCGUGAUCCUGGACAAGACGCACAGGUUCAAAGAAACCGCCGUGACGGUCUACUUUUUGGCCCUGUGCGGCCAGAUUCUUUUCGCCGUUUUCUUGUAUCUGGAACUAAAAUGGAUGGUAUAUGCAUCGGCCAUGUUCCUUGGAUUUUUCAUGUCUGGAUAUUUGUCGCUGGGCUACGAGCUGUGUGCCGAGUAUACAUAUCCCGAAGCCGAGGGAGUGUCCACAGGAUUUCUGAACAUAGCAAAUAACGUAUAUGGCAUGGUGCUGGUCAUAAUCCUGGGCAAACUAAUGGAAGUUUAUGGAGACGUCGUCGUGCACGCUGGCCUAUGUACGGCGCUUCUGAUCGGCUUCGUUCUGACGGUGUUAACAAAGGACGAGCAGAGACGCCAAGAUGCCAGAAGGGCAGCUUUGUAUCAAAGUGUGCCAACAAAGGAAGCCGACACCGCGAGGCAAAAUCCAUAAUUUCGGCCCCUUGCGAUCGCUCGAUCGACCUAUCGCGAUCGCAUUCGAGCUAUCUUCUGCCAUCCUCUUUACUCCGAUUUAAGUCAAAAAGAAUCCACCGAGUUUAGCAUGCGACUAAUUGUUAGAUUAAAUACGUCAAUUAUGACGACGAGACUCGCUUUACGAGUCACCGUACAAGCGCGAUACUUGGUAUCGAUUUAACGUUAAGUUUACUUUUAAUCAAUGCUCAUCUUCGAUGCCCGAACGUCUACUCAAAGAUGCGUCGAAACCGAGUAAAUACUGCUAGAAAUGUUUACGGAUAAAUAAAAGAAAUAUCCAUUCUCGA
Messenger RNA from Orussus abietinus, 2096 nucleotides. RefSeq names its product feline leukemia virus subgroup C receptor-related protein 2. Gene Ontology annotation, cellular component: membrane. NCBI's taxonomy places the organism in Eukaryota, Metazoa, Arthropoda, Insecta, Hymenoptera, Orussidae. Bases 344 to 1771 code for a protein of 475 amino acids. The transcript has 7 exons. Gene Ontology annotation, biological process: transmembrane transport; heme export. Gene Ontology annotation, molecular function: heme binding; heme transmembrane transporter activity. The record is from RefSeq and is a predicted model, not a curated record.